AAAUUGUAAAUGGUUAACGAGCAAAUCAAUCUACAUAAACAAUUAUAUGCCAUCUCUCUUUCUGUGAGUCUCCCUCUCUACUAGAGAGAAGCAGAGGAGAUCAUUCCUCGUAGUAGAAAAAUGGCCGGCAAUGGAGGAGUUGCCCGGAGGUGCGCAGGAAGGAGAAGCUAUGCGUUUAGGGAGAUGAGCUUCCUCGAGCGGAGGAAAACGCGAAUCAAUCUUCGAAACGUUUCGAUGAUCCCUCUCUUUAAAAGGCCUCUCUUCUAUCCUCGAUGGCGAUUGCUUAGUGGAAACUACCGCAUUUUGAGCAUGGAUGCUCGAGAGAAAUCAAGAUCCACAAUAUUGGAAUCAUCAAAGCAAAAGAGGGUCCCCAUAUAUGUCAUGAUGCCUGUGGACACUUUCGGAAUUGAUUCAUCUGGAAGUCCCAGGAUCAGGAAAAUCAAGGCCUUAACUAUAUCUCUAAAAGCACUCAAGUUGGCAGGUGUCUAUGGAAUUGCAGUCGAGGUUUGGUGGGGAAUUGUGGAGCGCUUUUCUCCUCUCGAAUAUAAUUGGCUCCUUUAUGAAGAGCUUUUCAGACUUGUAUCUGAGUCAGGGCUAAAGUUGCAUGUUUCCUUGUGUUUUCACUCAAACACACACCAGCCUACUGGAACCGGGGGUGUGAGUCUUCCAUCGUGGAUUCUAGAGAUUGGUAAUCAUAACAAGGAUAUAUAUUACCGAGACAAAAAUGGAUUCUCCAAUGAUGAUUAUCUUACACUGGGAGUGGACCAACUUCCUCUGUUUCAUGGUCGGACUGCCCUCCAAUGUUACGAGGACUUCAUGCUUAGUUUUGUUAACAAAUUUGACUCGUUUAUUGGAAGUGUGAUUGAAGAAAUAAGUGUCGGUCUCGGUCCUUCUGGGGAACUUAGGUAUCCUGCACAUCCUCCUGGAAAUGGUAGAUGGAAAUUCCCUGGAAUUGGUGAAUUCCAAUGUUAUGACAAAUACAUGAUGGAGGAUUUAAAGAUGGCUGCAUGUCAGGAAGGAAAGCCUCAAUGGGGAGAUAGAGGACCUCAAAAUGCUGGUUGUUACAACAGUCUUCCACCGGGUGUUCCCUUUUUCGAAGAUGGACAGGAGAGCUUUCUAUCUGACUAUGGCUGUUUCUUCCUUGAAUGGUACAGUGGUAAGCUUAUUGGUCAUGCAGAUGCUGUUCUGGCAAAGGCAGCUAAUAUUUUGAAGAAUUAUCAAGAAAACAAGCAAACCCCAGUAAUAUUGGUUGCUAAAAUUGGUGGAAUAUAUUGGUGGUACCAGACAAUAUCACACCCUGCGGAACUUACAGCUGGCUACUACAACACUGCUCUAAGGGAUGGUUAUGAUCCUCUUGCUUCUGUGUUGUCUCGUCAUGGAGCUGCCUUGCACAUAUCCUGCUUAGAAAUGAUGGAUAGUGAGACCCCACCAGCCUAUCGUUGCAGCCCUGAAGGAUUAGUCCAGCAGAUAAGGACCAUUUCAAAGAAAAGGAUACAUUUGAUUGGAAGAAAUUCCAGUGAACGUUUUGAUCAGAAAGGACUAAAGCAAAUACUUGCAAACUGUUAUCAUCCACAGGCAGAAGCUGUAAGGUCAUUUACUUAUUUCAGAAUGAAUGAUAAGAUUUUUGCAGUUGAAAACUGGAAUAAUUUUGUCCCCUUUGUUAGAAAGAUGAGCACAGAAUUGUAAGUUACUUUUGAACCUGUUCUAACCAUGGAUUUUUACUGAACUUUAAAGAAUAGUAGUGUCUCUGCCCCUAUAAUUUUUUUACUGACAUAGGGGAUUGUAAAAUCUAUGUAAAUUCUUAGUGAUUACUCAUUUAUUGUUACAUCUUGAUUGUCUCUCUUUGAGACAUGAAAUUGAUAGCAAUGGGAUUUUAGAACAGCUAAAAA
This is a messenger RNA of Jatropha curcas, 1889 nucleotides long. It is a transcript of the gene BAM4, whose product is annotated as beta-amylase 4. Gene Ontology annotation, biological process: polysaccharide catabolic process. NCBI's taxonomy places the organism in Eukaryota, Viridiplantae, Streptophyta, Magnoliopsida, Malpighiales, Euphorbiaceae. Gene Ontology annotation, molecular function: beta-amylase activity. The record is from RefSeq and is a predicted model, not a curated record.